GGUUAACCUGUGAGUUAGGAAAGACAAAAAAACGACAAGUUUAUAGAAGUAGAGCUUGAUGAACCUCUAUCGUUUGUUCUGGCACAAUGGGCGAGGUGAAACUUUUGAAGAACUAAGACUCCUGUGCCACUGGGGAGUCCUCCUUAAUUCCCUCAAUUCUGCUCCUUGUUGUGGGAUGGAUUUUAACUUGAGCUGACUCUCCUGCUCUGUUUGAUCAACAAGAGGAAACCCUGACAACACGGAAACAAGAACUGAAGGUCGGCGUGUUCUUGCGAUUCGACASCGUUUGACUAAUUUCUUCAGAGACGAGGACAUAUCACAGAUUGAACCAUGGCUUUGAUGGUGGUCAAGUUUGAUCUGAAAAAGCGAGUGAAGCUCGCUCAGACAGUUUGGUUUAUGUACUGGUUUGCUGUAUUGGCAGGCAUCCUGGUCCUCAGCRUGGGCCUGUUCUUCAAGAUCGAGCUGCGGAAGCGCUCAGAACUUAUGGACAACAACGAGAGCCACUUCUUGCCCAACGUGCUCAUAUUCAUGGGCCUGGUAGCUUGUGGUAUUAACGCCUUUGGAGGCAAAGUCUGCUACGACUCUUUGGACCCUACUAAGUUUGUAAAGUGGAAGCCRAUGCUGAAGACCUUCUUGGUCUUUUGCAUGGUCUUCAACGGCCUGCUGUUCCUCACCGCCCUGCUUUGCUUCGUGAUGCGGAUCCCCCUGCAGUUCACUCUCGCUGAGGGGCUGAAGAAUGGCAUGAAGUACUACAAGGACACGGACACACCGGGUCGCUGCUACAUGAAGAGGACCCUGGACCUGAUGCAGAUGGAUUUCCGUUGCUGCGGGAAUGACAACUACAGAGAUUGGUUUGAGAUUCAGUGGGUCAGCAACCGCUACCUGGACUUCAGCGCCAAGGAAGUGAAAGAUCGCAUCGGGAGCAACGUGGACGGACAGUACUUGAUGGACGGGGUGCCCUUCAGCUGCUGCAACCCCAGCUCCCCCAGACCCUGCAUCCAGCAGCAGAUGACCAACAACUCGGCUCACUACAGUUACGACCACUACACGGAGGAGCUCAACGUCUGGAAGCGCGGCUGCCGUGACGCCCUGCUGUCCUACUAUGGAGGCAUCAUGAACACUAUCGGAGCCCUGGUGCUGUUGGUCACCAUGUUGGAGGUGGCUGUGACCGUCGGCCUGCAGUACGUCCACAGCUCCCUGUCCACCCUGGCCAACCCGGAGGACGUGGAGAGCGAGAGCGAGGGCUACCUCCUCGAGAAGACCGUGAAGGAGACGUUCACCGACAUCAUGACCAAAAUGAAAACCAUGGGCAAAGGCGCAAAGGUGGAGGAGGGGGGCGAGGAACCCGUUGCAACCGUGAGCUGAGCAACCCCCCCACAUCUGCAGAAACUGAGCUAACUUCCACCUCACGUGGAGACAACAGAGGGGCGUUUUCUACCAGACUUCAUUCUGUAGACACUACCUACUCUCAUUAAUCAUUUUAACCACAUUUUUAAAUGGACUUACUAAAAAGACUUCCAAAUAAAUAAUUCUGUACUCAUAGAGUUUUAAAAUCCUGACUUUCAGGUUUUACGUUCAUGUAUCUUUUUGGUUUUUGAUAUUAUCUCAAUUGGGAAUUUGUUGUUAAUGCUGUCCAAAAUGUUGAUUUUACUGAUAAUAAUUAUUAUUAAGGGUCAAAUGCUCUCCAGUUGAAAGUAGGAAUGUUUAUUUUUUUUUUUCUUUAUAAAGUUGUCACAUGGUUUUGUGGGGAUGGUGGUUGCUAUGCAACUCCCCCUCUUUUGGAAGCCAAAAGUGCAGAUAUUUACAGUCAAGGAAGCACAGUGUUUUACAUUUUUGACCUCUCCAUAAGCUUUUUUUUUUAUCAGAUAAAUUACACAAAGCUAAUCACUCGUACUCCAUCCUCCUGUCGGAUCUUGGACAAACCUCCUGAGAAGGAGCGAAAAUCUGAAAGGAGUCCAGAUGAAUGUUGGGACAGUGAGGGAUGACAGGCAGGAGGGGCACCCUGGAGUGAAGCGAGGGGCAAUUUUUGAACAUUAUGAGUAAAUUGGCAGCUAAAAUUUGGGCUCCUUAACCCCCGUCCUGUAACCUCCUUAUCAACACAUACAGUAUGUAUGUAUGUACAUGUAUGUAUGUAUAUUGUAACAACUGCAUAUUUGUAAAUGCUGUAGAAAAGAUUUUACUUUUUUUAAAUAAUGUAAUUAAGCUAAAUCGUUUAUUUAAAUUCAAGUUAUGCUAUUUGGGGCUUUGUGUUUGUGUAGAGUUAAAAAAAAAACAAAUUGUGUACAUUAAUAAAAGAUCUUAGAGUUGUAA
This is a messenger RNA of Austrofundulus limnaeus, 2310 nucleotides long. RefSeq names its product peripherin 2a (retinal degeneration, slow) (gene prph2a). Gene Ontology annotation, biological process: visual perception. NCBI's taxonomy places the organism in Eukaryota, Metazoa, Chordata, Actinopteri, Cyprinodontiformes, Rivulidae. The transcript is spliced from 3 exons. The coding region runs from base 331 to 1365 and encodes 344 amino acids. Gene Ontology annotation, cellular component: plasma membrane. The record is from RefSeq and is a predicted model, not a curated record.